AUGGCUACCUUAGGAGCUCAUAAGAAGCACAAAGUCACGAUUGUAGGUUCGGGAAAUUGGGGUUCGACGAUUGCCAAAGUCGUUGGCGAGAACACUGCCGCUAACCCGGACCUCUUCGAGAAGGAGGUCCAGAUGUGGGUAUAUGAAGAGCAAGUAGAGGGCAAGAAGCUUACAGAGUUGAUCAACGAGAAACACGAGAACGUCAAGUACCUCCCUGGCAUUAAAUUACCUCAUCAUGUCGUUGCAAAUCCCUCGAUCGAAGACGCGGUCAAAGGCUCGACCAUUCUGAUAUUCAACCUUCCUCAUCAAUUCAUCAAGGGACUCUGUAAGCAGAUACAAGGUGUUAUUUUACCCUUCGCUCGAGGAAUAUCAUGCAUCAAAGGCGUGGACGUCAGAGAAUCCGAGAUUAGGCUCUUCUCAGAAGUCAUAGGAGAACAACUAGGAAUAUACUGUGGUGCACUGUCCGGCGCCAAUAUUGCAAACGAGGUGGCACAGGAGAAGUGGUGCGAGACGACAAUAGCAUAUGACCCUCCUCCUGUCGACUCGCAGGCACCAACGCCAGCUCGAACACCACCCAAUCGGUCACCUGCUGCUAGUCAGCUAGACCUCACGAAGCUCGACCAGCACAAAGACGUUAGCGGAAAGCCCUCGAAAGUUAAACUCACACCUCUGGCCUCAGAGUAUGCUGCGAUAGAUCAUGUCACAAUGAAGAUACUCUUCCAUAGACCAUACUUCCACGUCCGUGUGGUAUCAGACGUCGCAGGUGUUUCUUUGAGCGGUGCUCUAAAGAACAUUGUUGCUCUGGCUGCUGGAUGGGUCGAUGGACUAGGUUGGGGCGAUAAUGCCAAAGCAGCCAUCAUGCGAGUAGGGCUGCUCGAAAUGGUUGAGUUCGGAAAACGCUUCUUCGGCAAGACUAUCCAGACCAAGACUUUCACGGAGGAAUCCGCUGGUGUUGCAGAUCUGAUUACUACAUGCUCGGGCGGACGCAACCAUCGAUGUGCGAAGAUGAGUGUGGUGGAGGGGAAGUCAAUCUCAGAGAUAGAGGAUCGGGAAUUGAAUGGACAAAAGCUACAAGGCGUAAGCACCGCGGAGGAAGUGUAUACCUUUCUACGCAGUCAGGGAUUGGAGCAGGACUUCCCAUUGUUUACUGCUGUGUACAAGAUAUUGAAGGGAGAGGAGAAGUACGAGAACAUUCCACAGCUGAUCGAGAAGGACACUGUUUCCACCGAUGCAGAUGAGAAGUGA
Lithohypha guttulata is the source of this 1245-nucleotide messenger RNA. Its product is annotated as glycerol-3-phosphate dehydrogenase. Gene Ontology annotation, cellular component: glycerol-3-phosphate dehydrogenase (FAD) complex; nucleus; cytosol. Gene Ontology annotation, biological process: glycerol-3-phosphate catabolic process; carbohydrate metabolic process. Gene Ontology annotation, molecular function: glycerol-3-phosphate dehydrogenase [NAD(P)+] activity; NAD binding. NCBI's taxonomy places the organism in Eukaryota, Fungi, Ascomycota, Eurotiomycetes, Chaetothyriales, Trichomeriaceae. The record is from RefSeq and is a predicted model, not a curated record. The transcript has 2 exons. Bases 1 to 1245 code for a protein of 414 amino acids.